CCCGAUGGGAUGGGGAGGGGGCGGGGAGCGAGGCCCCCCCAGGCGCGGGGGCCCCGUGCAGCAUUAAAGUGAGCGCCGAGUCGGCAGCAGCGGCGGCGGGGACCUGGCGUUGGCAGCAGGGCGGCCGUGAGCGUUCCUCGCGUGCCUGGCUGCUGCGGCCUCGCUGGCCGCCUGCGCGCCCCGCUCGCCGAGGCCGUGCCACGCCCCCGCGGAGGUGGAGCCGCGGCCAGGGGCGGGUCCACAGCUGGCGGCGCCCGGGCCCAGGGCGGGGGCUGUGGCAGCAGCUGCAGCAGCGGCGGCGGCAGCACCGCCAGGAGCUGCUGCAGCGGAGGCGGAGGUUGCUCCUGGACGAGUCGGGGCCGCGCAGCCGGAGCCCCAGUCCGGAGGCGCCGGGCGGUGCUCUGGGUGCUGCUGCUGCCGCCCGGCCGCCGCCGCCCGGGCCCCCGCUGCCGCCCGGGACCUGGCCGCCGCCUGCGCCCCCGCCGCCCCCGCCAGCUUGUGCGCCCCAGCCGGGACGCCGCCCCCGGCCGGGUCUCCACUUCUCGGCCGCACCUCCCAUGACAGCGCCCGCGCGAAGAUGGCUGCGAAGGGCGCGUACGGCUCCCACCUGAAGAUGGAGAGCGAGCUGGAGCGCUGCCGCGCGGAGGGCCACUGGGACCGCAUGCCCGAGCUGGUCCGGCAGCUGCAGACGCUGGUCGUGCCCGGCGGCGGAGGCAACCGACGAACCAGCCCGAGCGCCGCGUUCACCUCUCUGGACGCCGAUGACUUUGGGAAGCUGCUCCUGGCCGAGGCCCUCCUGGAGCAGUGUUUGAAGGAGAACCACACAAAGAUAAAAGACUCCAUCCCUUUGCCAGAGAAGAAUGAGCCAAAGAUGAAUGAAGCCAGAAACUACCUGAGUAGUAUCCUUAACCACGGGAGGCUGUCUCCACAGUACCUGUGUGAGGCCAUGCUGAUCCAGGGCAAGCUGCACUAUGUGGAGGGCUCAUACCGAGAUGCCAUCAGUAUGUAUGCACGGGCUGGGAUUGAUGACAUGUCCAUGGAGAACAAGCCACUGUAUCAGAUGCGGCUGCUGGCAGAGGCCUUUGUCAUCAAAGGCCUCUCCCUAGAACGCCUGCCCAACUCCAUUGCUUCCCGCCACCGCCUGACUGAGAGGGAGGAGGAAGUGAUCACCUGCUUCGAGAGGGCCUCCUGGAUUGCGCAGGUGUUCCUGCAGGAGUUGGAGAAGAUCACAAAUAACACCACAUCACGGCAUCUGAAAGGCUCUCACCCAGUUGACUAUGAGCUCACCUACUUCCUGGAAGCCGCCCUCCAGAGCGCUUAUGUGACAAACCUGAAGAAGGGGAACAUAGUGAAAGGGAUGAGAGAGCUCCGGGAGGUCCUACGCACCGUGGAAACCAAAGCAACUCAGAACUUCAAAGUGAUGGCGGCCAAGCAUCUGGCGGGGGUCCUGCUACAUUCCUUGAGUGAGGAGUGCUACUGGAGCCCCCUGUCCCUCCCGCUGCCUGAGUUCAUGAGCAAGGAGGAGAACUCCUUCAUCACGCAGGCCCUGCGGAAGCCUCACCUCUACGAAGGAGACAACCUCUACUGCCCGAAGGAUAAUAUUGAGGAAGCCCUCCUGCUGCUCCUCAUCAGUGAGUCCAUGGCUACCCGAGAUGUGGUGCUGAGCCGAGCACCGGAGCAGGAGGAGGACCGGGAAGUGAGCCUGCGGAACGCUGCAGCCAUCUAUGACCUCCUGAGCAUCACGCUGGGCAGGAGAGGCCAGUAUGUCAUGCUCUCUGAGUGCCUGGAGCGAGCCAUGAAGUUUGCCUUUGAAGAAUUUCACCUUUGGUACCAAGUGGCCCUCUCCAUGGUGGCUUGUGGGAAGUCAGCCUACGCCGUGUCUCUGCUGCGGGAGUGCAUGAAGCUUCGGCCCUCGGACCCCACUGUGCCCCUGAUGGCCGCCAAGGUCUGCAUCGGGUCCCUGCAUUGGCUGGAGGAGGCAGAGCACUUUGCCACGAUGGUGAUCGACCUGAGGGAGGAAGCCGGGGAGUUCCUCUCCAAGGGCUACCUGGCACUGGGUCUCACCUACAGCCUGCAGGCCACUGACGCGACUCUGAAAUCCAAGCAAGAUGAAUUGCACCGGAAAGCACUGCAGACACUGGAGAGAGCCCAGCAGCUGGCGCCCAGUGACCCCCAGGUCAUCCUCUAUGUCUCCCUGCAGCUGGCCCUCGUCCGCCAGAUCUCCAGUGCCAUGGAGCAGCUGCAGGAGGCCCUGAAAAUGUGCAGGGAUGAUGCCAACGCCCUCCACCUGCUGGCACUCCUCUUCUCUGCCCAGAAACACUACCAGCAUGCCCUGGAUGUUAUCAACAUGGCCAUCACAGAGUAUCCAGAGAACUUCAACCUGAUGUUCACCAAGGUGAAGCUGGAGCAGGUCCUGAAAGGCCCGGAGGAAGCCCUUGUGACCUGCAGACAAAUGCUGCGGCUGUGGCAGACCCUGUACAGCUUCUCCCAGCUGGGAGGCCUGGAAAAGGAUGGGAGCCUCGGCGAGGGUGUCACACUGAAGAAGCAGAGUGGCAUGCAUCUGACUCUGCCCGAUGCCCAUGAUGCAGACUCUGGGUCUCGGCGCGCAUCAUCCAUCGCGGCCUCCCGGCUGGAGGAGGCCAUGUCAGAGCUGACUGUGCCGAGCUCAGUCCUGAAGCAGGGCCCCAUGCAGCUGUGGACCACGCUGGAACAGAUCUGGCUCCAGGCUGCUGAGCUGUUCAUGGAGCAGCGACACCUCAAGGAAGCGGGUUUCUGCAUCCAGGAGGCAGCGGGCCUCUUUCCCACCUCACACUCGGUACUCUACAUGCGGGGCCGGCUAGCCGAGAUGAAGGGCAGCUUGGAGGAGGCCAAGCAGCUGUACAAGGAGGCACUCACGGUGAACCCCGACGGUGUGCGCAUCAUGCACAGCCUGGGUCUGAUGCUGAGUCGGCUGGGCCACAAGAGUCUGGCCCAGAAGGUGCUGCGGGACGCCGUGGAGAGGCAGAGCACCUGCCACGAGGCCUGGCAGGGCCUGGGUGAGGUGCUGCAGGCCCAGGGCCAGAGCGAGGCCGCCGUCGACUGCUUCCUCACUGCCCUCGAGCUGGAGGCCAGCAGCCCAGUGCUGCCCUUCUCCAUCAUCCCCAGAGAGCUGUGACAUUGCACAGCAGCAGCAGGGUGGGAGAGGGCUGCCCUAAGGAGUGGGGGGCAGGCAGAUGCAGGCAGGCAGCAGGGAGUACAGGGCAGGGGUGAUGUGGGACCUCAGAAAAAUACAUCUCUAGGGAACACUUCUGCAGGCUGCAGCCCUACUUCUCCUCGCCUCCCCCACUCCAGCCCUGCUUUCCUUCCAGGGCCAGCUGGGUCCGGGAGCUGUUCUUCUGGAGCUGGGUGGACCAGAUUUGCAUCAAAAGCAAAUUCUUUGCUCCUUGGGAUUCAGACAGACAUUGUGGCGUUUAUGAGCAAGGAAGUAGCUGGGAAGCCACAUCAGCAUGCGGGCAUCUCUAAAUGUGUUUGUGCAUCAUCUAAAUGUGCAGUAAGGGUCUGGGUCUCCUAGGUACUUCCCCCCCCCCCCGCCCCUACUGUCUAGAGCCCCCAUACUAUACCUACCACCUUCCACAUCCCUGACCCUAGAUUUUCCAGUGACUUUGCACAGGUAUUAGCCUUGAACUUCAGCUCCUUGUUCUCCAAUACCAAAGAUGAGCGCCACAAGCUGCCCUCUGACUAGGCCACAAGGGUUUUUUCCUGUUCCUGACUCGGUGCCUCGAGAGAUGGUAUGCUUGGACCCUAAGUGACUUACAGUCAUAGUGACCAGACUUGCUGCCCAAGAGCACAGGUUGGGGAGCCUUACAGUGAACUUUACCUCCACCUGUGCCUCUGUGCCCAGGGAGCCCCAGGGUCCUGGUCUCAGCCCCAGUCGCACUACAGGGUUUUAGGUAAUUCUCAGGUCUUGCCCAGAGCAGUCCGGGCUUGAAGAUUCUGCUGGCAAAUGGGAAGAAGUUAGGAUCUCUGGGUCCCUCUCCCAGGUUUGAGUAAUUGGAGGAUGCCCAGCUUUGCCCCUCUUUGCCCUGUGAGGCCAGUUGGGCCCCACUGCUCUUCCCCUCUGCUGCCAAGUGCCUUUUGGGCCUCUGGUGCCUGACCAGGGGCACCGAGCACCAGCCCUAACUCUACUUCCAUUUCUGCCACACUCACCUUUCUGGGAAUAUUCCCCAAAUGGCCCCCCUAGGCUCUAGAUCCUAGGAUACAAACAUGGCAGCUGGACCCAGUUCUUCCUAAUACUUUGCAUCAACAUGCUCCUUCAAGCCUUAAGUUUCUGGGCUAUGGGUACAAUGCAGAACCCUCUGAGGACAAUGGUAUGAAGAAGGGCAGUCUCUAGGACUGACCCCAGCACAUCUCACCACCCACAGCCCAUUGCCACUUCAGGCUUUUAUGGGUGACCCAACCCCCACCCCCACCCCGCCCAUCAACCUGACCAUUUGGCUCCCCCCACCUGGGGCCCGGUGGGGACUGUGGAGACCAAAGGAGGGGACAGAGCAGAUCCUUGUCAGCAGGGGACCUGGGGCUGGGGGGUUGGGUAUCUUCCCUGUCGAUUCCCUUAGCCCUGCUGUAUGAUGCUCUUGGAAUUCUCCCCCAAGAAGUCAGCCCCUCCAGCCUAUCAGGGAAUUCCUUUUUUCUCUGCACUUUGGGUUUUAGUUUUAAAGCUCCAUCUGGUACGUCUCUCUCAUCUUAAGAUGAGAGUGUGUGGACAGACUGGGCAAGGGCCGCCCUGGUUUGACAUUGCCGAGUCUGCUCCUCAGAGGGAGACCUGCCCUCCUCACCUCACUGGCUCAGCACUGCACACCCCCAGGGGCCUCCCAGAGAGGGCCUGCCCCUCCUGGCCUUCCCACUCCGUAAGGAGCACUGCAGAGGACACCGGAUCCUUCACCGCUUGGUUGAAGGAUCUCUGUCUCGAUGUGCACAUGUAUAAAUAUAAUAUAUAUAUAUGUGUGUGUGUGUGAUAGAGAUCUAUUUUUAUCUGAAAUUCUAUUAGGAAAAAAACUAAACAGAAAAAGCAAAUGCUAUUGAUUUGCCUCAGGGUGCCCAAAGAUUGGUAGUCAGUUAUUGGUAAUAGGAAAGGCACCAAAUGCAUUUUGGCUUGCAGCAUUCCUCUGGAGAAGCCUCAGAGGGCUGGGCCAAGCUGCUGGCAGUUUGAAAUAAAGGUCUUGGAUAAAGAGA
This is a messenger RNA of Neofelis nebulosa (Clouded leopard), 5208 nucleotides long. It is a transcript of the gene TTC7A, whose product is annotated as tetratricopeptide repeat domain 7A. NCBI's taxonomy places the organism in Eukaryota, Metazoa, Chordata, Mammalia, Carnivora, Felidae. The transcript has 20 exons. Gene Ontology annotation, cellular component: plasma membrane. Gene Ontology annotation, molecular function: protein binding. The coding region runs from base 578 to 3154 and encodes 858 amino acids. The record is from RefSeq and is a predicted model, not a curated record. Gene Ontology annotation, biological process: protein localization to plasma membrane; phosphatidylinositol phosphate biosynthetic process.